Corticium candelabrum is the source of this 1176-nucleotide messenger RNA. Its product is annotated as ATP-dependent DNA helicase pif1-like. The record is from RefSeq and is a predicted model, not a curated record. Gene Ontology annotation, biological process: telomere maintenance; DNA repair. The transcript has a single exon. NCBI's taxonomy places the organism in Eukaryota, Metazoa, Porifera, Homoscleromorpha, Homosclerophorida, Plakinidae. Gene Ontology annotation, molecular function: DNA helicase activity. Bases 1 to 1176 code for a protein of 391 amino acids.
AUGAGUGAUGACAUACUGCAUCAGUGUAGGAGGGAAGCUCGACAGCCUGACAUGGACUAUAGUGAUGAUAUGUACAACGAGUGUCUCUUUCGACUACAGGAAUUAGUACAGCAGAUGAGUGGACAGAAACUUGAAGAGUACGGACUGCCGCCUGUAAACAGGGGACAUGAAGACAGACUGACAGUUGACCUACUUAGAGAAAAAUCUUAUGACAGAGAAGCACUGCAACAAUUUGUAGACGAAAAUGAAACGAAUUUGACGAUUGACCAACGCAACAUUGACCUUCGCAUUACAGAUAUGGUGCACCAUGGGCAAGGAGGGAUUAUUUUUAUUGAUGCUCCAGGUGGCACAGGUAAAACCUACCUGAUUAACCUUUCCCUGGCACGCCUCAGAUCAAGAGGAUUUGUCGCCCUUGCUGUCGCCAGCAGUGGCAUUGCGGCACAGCUACUAUCAAAUGGGAAGACAGCACAUUCGACAUUCAAGAUACCGCUUAAUCUCAUGACCACAGACCUUCCUAUGUGCAACCUCAAGCGAGGUUCAUCAAAGGCUACACUCCUACAGGAAUGUACCGUUAUAUUUUGGGACGAGGCAACCAUGGCUAACAAACUAGCUUUUGAGGCUUUAGAUUGCACAUUACAAGACCUAAGGCAGUCCUCAAGACCAUUUGGCGGUAUCUUAGUUGUCCUGUCUGGGGACUUUCGUCAGACAUUACCAGUCAUUCGAGGAGGUACACGUGCCAAUGAAAUUGAUGCCUGCAUCAAGUCAUCACAUUUAUGGCAACACGUAGAAACACAUUCUUUGACAACUAACAUGAGAGCUUAUCUCUACGGUGACGCCAACGCUGCUGAGUUUGCAAGUCUCUUGCUGCGAGUUGGGAACGGUCAUAUACCGGUAGUUGAAGGACGUCAUACCAUCUUCAUUCCAGAAGAUCUUGGCACAGUUACCGACUCUCCUCAGACCUUGAUAGAGCGAGUGUACCCAAACUUGCAACAUCACUACCAAGACUUCGAAUGGCUAAUGCAACGAGCUAUUCUCGCACCACACAAUGUCUCCAUUCGUGAUAUUAACUGGGAGAUGCUUCAGCUGUUUCCUGGAGAGAUAAAGAUCUAUAAAUCAAUUGAUACGGUCAGAGAUGAUGAUGCAGUACACUAUCCCUCCUGGUAUGCCUCCUCAUAA